Anarrhichthys ocellatus (wolf-eel) is the source of this 3268-nucleotide messenger RNA. RefSeq names its product potassium voltage-gated channel, subfamily F, member 1b (gene kcnf1b). The record is from RefSeq and is a predicted model, not a curated record. Gene Ontology annotation, molecular function: protein binding; voltage-gated potassium channel activity. The transcript has a single exon. The coding region runs from base 95 to 1435 and encodes 446 amino acids. Lineage: Eukaryota; Metazoa; Chordata; Actinopteri; Perciformes; Anarhichadidae. Gene Ontology annotation, cellular component: membrane; voltage-gated potassium channel complex. Gene Ontology annotation, biological process: action potential; potassium ion transmembrane transport; protein homooligomerization.
AACGUUUACGCGCAGAAAUAAUGGACUCCCCCUCUGGUUAGCGCGCUUUAACAUUACAGGCUACAUAUUUCAUUCUGUCAAACAUCUGAGUAAAAUGUGGACAGUUCCGAAGCCAAAGUACAGAACUGGUUUGUGCGCCGAGGGGGAGAUCGCUGUGAACAUUGGCGGAGUCCGUGUGGUGCUUUUCGGGGAUGUUUUGAACCGCUACCCGGACAGCAGACUGGCGGAGCUGUUGAACUGCUCAACUCAGAAUCAUGAAGUCAUAUCCUCGCUCUGCGACGACUUCGACCCUGGCAGAAAAGAGUUUUACUUCGACCGAGAUCCCGAUGCCUUCAAGUGCAUCAUCGAUGUGUACUACUUCGACGAAAUCCACAUCAAACCCGGCAUUUGCCCCAUCUGCUUCAUGAAAGAGAUGGAGUUCUGGAAAAUCGACCAGGAUGUUUUAGACGAGUGCUGUAAAAGCUACCUGAGCGAGAAGGAGGAGGAGCUGACAGAGAUUGCAAACAAAGUAAAAGUGAUUCUGGAGGACCUGGAGGUAGAUCGGUGCAUCACGCGUGCCCAGCGGUGCCAGAGGUUCCUGUGGAAGCUGAUGGAGAAGCCGGAUACCUCGCGGCCGGCGCGCGUCAUUACCAUCGCGUCCUUCCUCUCGGUCCUGGUCUCGGCGGUGGUGAUGUGCGUGGGGACCAUCCCGGAGCUCCAGGUGGCGGACGCCGAGGGGAAGCUGGUGGAGCACCCGAUCCUGGAGGCGAUCGAGACCGCCUGCAUGACGUGGUUCACCGCGGAGUACCUGCUGCGUCUCGCCUCCUCUCCGAACAAGCUGCACUUCGCCCUCUCCUUCAUGAACGUCGUCGACUUCAUGGCCAUCGUGCCUUUCUACGUGGUCCUAUCCCUCACCUACCUCAGCACCACGUCCAUGAUGGAGUUGACCAACGUCCAGCAGGCUGUGCAGGCGCUCCGCAUCUUGCGCAUCGCGCGCAUUUUCAAGCUGGCGCGCCACUCCUCCGGGCUGCAGACCCUGACCUACGCGCUCAAAAAUAGUCUGAAAGAGCUGGGCUUGCUCCUCAUGUACAUGGGCAUAGGCAUCUUCGUGUUCUCGGCGCUGGCCUACACCUUGGAGCAAAGCCACCCAGAGACGCUUUUCAGGAGCAUCCCGCAUUCUUUCUGGUGGGCCAUCAUCACCAUGACCACGGUGGGCUACGGGGACAUCUACCCCAAGACCACGCUCGGCAAGUGCAACGCGGCCGUGAGCUUCCUGUGCGGGGUGAUAGCCAUUGCCUUGCCCAUCCACCCCAUCAUAAACAACUUCGUGGUGUUCUACAACAAGCAGAAAGUGCUAGAGAACGCGGCGAAGCACGAGCUGGAGCUGAUGGAGCUGAAGUCGGGCGGGGACGCGCGCAGGAAAAGCAGCGAUUCCGCGGACGCACCAGCAGUGUGAGAAUCCAGUCCGAGUCCAGUGAAGACUUUUACAAGAGCUUUUGCUGCGAAUUCAUUCCUGAGGAAGAAAUUAAUCCUAAACAUAUGAAGCCAAAGUUAAUUUAUAAGAUUCGGACCUUGACUGAAGACAAUGAGACAUUUUCUAUGGUCACAUUGGGACAGCUCCAUGCAGUGACACCUGUAGUUAGCAUGUUGUCUCCACACAGCUGUGUCGUUCUGUUGCUUGGUUGAAUGUGUCACGUGCCGCUUGUUCCACGGUGCGGUCAUUUCUUUUCAUAACUCUCGCUGUUGUGAAGGCUGUUGUUAUCAUUGAAUUAAAAGUUCAUGUACACGGACACACACUUGUGCACAGAGAAUCAUUAAAGCGUUACAUUUAACCUGCUAACUGAGGUGAAACAAGUUCCCCCCGAUUUAACAAAUAACAAUACAAUUAAGGAGAAGUUUUUUAGGGACUUAUAUUGGAUCAGUGUGGGUGGAUUCAUAGCUGCUAUAAUUUUAAGAAAUGCAAUAAAUUAGAUAAGCUAAAAUAUGACUAAAGCCGAGUCAUAAGUUGCAGCCCCCAGAAAAAUGCAUCUCUUUAAUUAUAUUGUGCUAAAAGUGAUUGUAGAAGAAUGUCUCCUGCUCAUAUUUUGUGUUCUGUGCAGUUUGUGUCUGGCUGACCCCAUUGAUCAGAUGUGAUUAUUAAUUCCCUCGGGACCUGGAUGGAUUACUGAACGGGCCCAGGGGCCCAAAGUGUGAGGGGCUCCCCUGGCCUUCACCUGCAAAAUGUCACAAUGUCAAAGAGACUAUUUUACAUUUUGAACCAGGAAGACUCAAAUGACCACAAAGAUGACAUAAAAUGACUACAAUGAGAUACAAAACAGCAGCAAAUGGACACUAUGAGACUCACAAUGACUAUGAAAAGGGGCAAAACAACCUCAUAGAGACACAGAAUCACGACAAAUAGACACAAAGCAGCUAUGAAGAGACUCAAAUGACCACAAAGAAACAGAAAGCGACUACAAAGAGACUAUAAACAAUGACAGAGAUGCGAAGCAGCUGCAAAGAGACUACACAAUGACUAUGAAAAGGGGCAGAACAACUUCUUAGAGACAGAAAAUGUUUACAAAUAGACACAAAGCAAGUACAAAGAGAUGCUAAACGACUACAAAAACACACAAAAUGACUACAAAAAGAUCAAAACAACUUCAAAGUCCGCCUAUGGUUUGAACAGAAAUUCAAAAAAGCAAGCUUUUAAACAAUGAGAACAUGGUGGGCUGUCAUACUGUCUCAAAAGUGAAAGGAUAUUUUUUUUUGUGGUUUCUCAUUUUAAUCUUUAGUCUCGGAGUCAUCUGACCCAACCUGACACUAACCACAUACUGACCAGCUGCUGACAAUGACAUCCACUGUCCCAGAGAUGUGAACAGAUAUUCUGUUCCAGUAUUUUUGCUGAGGUCCAAAAGUAAAGUGUAUGUGUCUUCUGAAUGUCCCAUUCAUGUCAGCGUGCUUUACUCGUUUUAGAACACAACACAACCUAUCUAUAUGAAAUCAAGCUAUGUGACCUGUCUAAGCCAUGCAACAUUUUCACAAAUUGCAUUUUCAAAUCUUUUUUAAUGAAAAGAUACAGAUUGAGUGUUGAGGUCGUUCAAAACUGCAUACAGAAGAGAAGGAGUACUUUUUGUUGAAAAGGCAUUCAUUUGUCAAAAGACUGGUGAUGGGACACCUGUUUGAAAUAAAAUGAUGAUUUUAUUUCGUUUUUUGAAGAUCAUUUUUGAGAAGUCAUGUAGAAGAUUCCGAUAUGACCACUGAUUCUGGGUAAUUGAAUCAAUAACAGUGCAUCAUAACCUCAUCAUAU